AUGGACAUUUCGACGCGAGCCCUCGUCAGGCUCCUCCUGCCCCGUCUGCCUUUGCUGCUCAAGACGAUCGUCCUCAAUACACUCAAUUUGUCGCCUAAUUCAGCAAAGCAAGAUCUGACAACAGAGGUGGUUGUGGUUAUACUGCGGUCUAUUACGAGGGUUAGGAAGCCUAUGAGAUAUCUACAACACAUCUCCACGAAGGAUCCUGGAAUCAAAGGACCCAUAUGCAUCGCCAAAGUGACCAUCCCACCCCCACUUGACGAGUCCGGCCCUAGAGAAGCUGUUGUGAAAGCCAUCAAAGAGCUUGGAAAUGGCAGCGAAACAUACACUUUGCCCGACAUUGUGGGCGUGGAAGCCGAAUGGACUGGCUACAAGAAAGGCGCGUCUGCGCACGAACCUAGACCAGAUGUAUCUGAAGACGACCAUUAUAGAAUUCUGAUGGCCACCGUUUCGACCAACACCACGAUUUUAUAUUUCCAUGGUGGAGCCUAUUUUCUGAUGGAUCCGGCAUCGCAUAGAGAGCCUGUGUCGCGCCUUGCACGGUUGACGGAAGGUCGCGGCUAUUCUGUGAGAUACCGUUUAGCCCCUCAAAACCCUUUCCCUGCCCAAUUGCUCGACGGAUUGGUGGCGUAUUUAUCGCUUCUGGCACCUCCCAAAGGUCUGCCGCAUGACCCUGUACCUGCAAAACAUAUCGUGUUUGCCGGAGACUCUGCUGGAGGCAACCUCGCUGUGGUCUUAUUACAGCUCCUCCUGACACUGCAGAGGACGGGCGUGAGCAGCAUCAGAUUCCAUGGAGUCGAUGUCCCCAUUGAACUGCCCGCGGGCCUUUGCCUCAACAGUGCGUGGGCCGAUAUAUCUCAUUCAAUGCCUUCUAUAAACAAAAAUGCUCAUCUGGAUUAUCUGGAUCCACCAAAUGCGGAAGGAGUGUCAAAGGCUGACCCUCUUCCGGACGAUUUGUGGCCGGCGAGCCCUCCUCGAGCCAAUAUCCUCUGCGACGCGUCAAUUAUGGCUCAUCCUCUCGCGUCACCUCUCGCUGCUGGUUCAGAUCUCUGGAAAGGUAUGCCACCAGCAUGGCUGUGCUUGGGAAACGAAGGCCUAGAGGACGAGAUCACCAUACUAGCACGCAGAAUGCACCAGGCCGGUGGAGUGGUGGAUUUCGUGGGCUACGAGGGGAUGCCUCACUGCUUUGCCAUGUUGUUCCCCAAGACCCCGAAAGCCAGGGAUUGUUUCGAGCGCGCCGCAAACUUUUGCACCGCCGUCGUCGACGGCAGCGGGCCAAAGACGAGUAGAUUCGUCUGGGUCAAGGCGUUCUCGAAACCGUCAAACAUUCGAGAGCUAGGUCCGGAUCAGCUGAGCAAAAUCAGCGACGACGAGGUGACGGACGCCAUGAAGACAAUGCAGAACCACGCAAGGAAGAGGGAGGAAGAGGCCUUGCAGAGGUGGCGCGAACAGCAGACCAGGGCCAAACUAUGA
Fonsecaea nubica is the source of this 1473-nucleotide messenger RNA. RefSeq lists its product as hypothetical. Gene Ontology annotation, molecular function: hydrolase activity. The record is from RefSeq and is a predicted model, not a curated record. NCBI's taxonomy places the organism in Eukaryota, Fungi, Ascomycota, Eurotiomycetes, Chaetothyriales, Herpotrichiellaceae. The coding region runs from base 1 to 1473 and encodes 490 amino acids. The transcript has a single exon.